Necator americanus (New World hookworm) is the source of this 477-nucleotide messenger RNA. RefSeq lists its product as uncharacterized. Bases 1 to 477 code for a protein of 158 amino acids. The record is from RefSeq and is a predicted model, not a curated record. Gene Ontology annotation, cellular component: nucleus. The transcript has 4 exons. NCBI's taxonomy places the organism in Eukaryota, Metazoa, Nematoda, Chromadorea, Rhabditida, Ancylostomatidae. Gene Ontology annotation, molecular function: transcription coactivator activity.
AUGGACGACCCUGGAAUACUUCUUCUUAUGACGGCUUCUGUUGCAAUGCGCAACGUUUGCGCUCCGCACACUCCGCCCUGCCUGCGAUUCGUCCGAAUGGGUUCUAAGACGAGACGAGAUAUGAUCGCUUCUGUGCCAAAUCCCAGAGAAGUGUUUCGAAGCGAUGAAUUUCUUGUACAACUAGCACAACCAUCGACCGUUCGAUUUUCACCAUUCGAACAUGCACCUGUUGAAGAACGACGUGAAAGGUUUCGUGAAGCGAUAGCUCAGCGAAAACUCGCACUGGUAGACUUCGAGUCGUUUCCGUUUCUGUUCAACGGCGUUCUCUGUACUGCUCGAGGCCAUAUGGAUUCAAAUUUACUGACUGGUCGAGUGCAAUUUCGACUUAGUGAAGAAACAAAUACAGCACGUGAUGGGAACGAAACUUGGUCGCCUGAGCAAAUUAAUAAUCUACGAACUAUGGGUUUACCUUUGUGA